Messenger RNA from Teleopsis dalmanni, 741 nucleotides. Its product is annotated as microtubule-associated protein RP/EB family member 1-like. Gene Ontology annotation, cellular component: microtubule organizing center; spindle midzone; microtubule plus-end. Gene Ontology annotation, biological process: protein localization to microtubule plus-end; spindle assembly; regulation of microtubule polymerization or depolymerization. The transcript has a single exon. The coding region runs from base 1 to 741 and encodes 246 amino acids. NCBI's taxonomy places the organism in Eukaryota, Metazoa, Arthropoda, Insecta, Diptera, Diopsidae. The record is from RefSeq and is a predicted model, not a curated record. Gene Ontology annotation, molecular function: microtubule plus-end binding.
AUGAGGAAAGCCGUAAACGUUUGUGUUUGCAACAACUCUGAGAAUUGUUCAAGGUUCGAACUAUUGGGUUGGUUGAAUAAUACUUUGUGUACAAAUUUGCAGAAAAUAGAACAAUUAAGCAAUGGUGCGGCAUACUGUCAGUUGUUUGAUAUGCUAUUCCCCGGUGUAUUACAUCUAAAUAAAGUGAAAUUUGGUACUAACAUUGAAUAUCAAUAUUAUAAGAAUUUCAGUCUUUUGCAAAAUGGCUUCAAAAAGGUCAAAGUUUCGAGGGACAUUCCUAUCAAUGAACUUGUGAAAGCACGAUUUCUAGCAAAUUUUAAUUUUUUACUCUGGUUUAAAGUGUUCUUCAAAGCCAACUCUACAGAAUAUACAGUAUUGGAUUAUGAUCCAAUAAUGAGAAGAAAUCGUUGCUCCAUAAUUGCAGAAACGCCCACUAAACACAAAAAAACAAGGAGAUCAAGAUCUGCAUCGGUAUCAGCAACAGCUUCACGUCUAACUAUUGAAGGGCUGAAUAUAAAAUCUAGUGAUCUAAUCGAUAUGGAUAAAAAAUCUAGUAAUGUACAUGUCGUAAAUAAAAUAUCUAGUAGUGCACCAGCUGUGAAUAAAAAAUAUAGUAAGAUAAAAAUCGAUGUGGAUAAAAAAUCAAGUCACAUACUCGAUGUUACAAAGUUUUCUAGCCAAACAAAGAUGUUACAAAGUUUUUCUAGCCAAACAAAGUCACUAUUUCAUUUUGCGAAAUAA